Pocillopora verrucosa is the source of this 4034-nucleotide messenger RNA. NCBI's taxonomy places the organism in Eukaryota, Metazoa, Cnidaria, Anthozoa, Scleractinia, Pocilloporidae. The record is from RefSeq and is a predicted model, not a curated record.
GUGGGUAUGUGAAGCGGAUAUGAGCAAUUGAUUCGACACUUCUCUUCCGUAGAAUUCACGAUUUUCGUAGACUUGACGAUGGUUUAACCGCUUUCAGCGCUCCUGGUGAAUCAAUAUAGGAGUGGACGUGAUGUUUUCAGUGAACUUGGCGAAGCAUUAGACAAACAAAACACCAUGAGCGUUCCGCUUCGUGCCAACAUCUCUCGCGGAAAUCCCGAGAAGGUGUUCGAUUUGAUCGAAAAAGUUGGAGGUGGAACAUAUGGAGACGUUUUUAAGGCCAGAGUCAUCUCUACAGGGGAACUGGCUGCAGUGAAAGUUGUAAAAGUCGAACCAGGUGAUGAUUUUGAACUGAUUCAGCAAGAAAUUGCCAUGAUGCAAAACUGUCAGCAUCCAAAUAUCAUUCAGUACAUAGGCAGCUAUCUCAGGAGAGACAAGCUAUGGAUAGCAAUGGAGUUCUGUGGGGCAGGAUCUGCACAGGACAUUUAUUGUGUUACUGGACCAUGCAGUGAACCUCAGAUUUCUUUUAUUAGUGUUGAAACUCUGAAGGGUCUUGCCUACCUCCAUGAGAAGAACUUAAUGCACCGUGAUAUCAAGGGUGCAAACAUCCUGUUGACAGCACAAGGCAACAUCAAGUUAGCUGAUUUUGGCAUUGCUGCCCGGAUAUCAGAGACCAUGACAAAAAGAAAGUCAUUUAUAGGAACUCCUUACUGGAUGGCACCAGAAAUGGCAGCUGUAGAGCGACUGGGAGGGUAUGACUUAAAGUGUGAUAUUUGGGCAGUUGGCAUAACAGCCAUUGAACUAGCUGAGCUUCAACCUCCCAUGUUUGACUUACAUCCUAUGAGGGCAUUAUAUUACAUUGGAAAAAGAAGUUUUGUACCGCCUACUUUAAAAGACAAGGACAAAUGGUCCCCAGAACUUCAUAGUUUUCUAAAGACAGCUCUACAGAAAAAUCCAAAGAAGAGACCCACUGCAGACAGAUUGUUAACACAUCCAUUUUGUGGCCAUGGCUACACCAGAGCAGUUAUACAGGACUUGUUAGACACAUACAAGAGGAAAAAAGGAGAUAAGGGGAAUAUCGCAGGACCAGGUGAUGAUGAUGAUGACGAAGAUGAUGCUGCUCCAGUUGAUGAGAAUGUCCAAGUUCUUACAAGAAUUAGAUCCAGGAAAAUACCUGAGAAAAAUCUAGAAAGAAGCAGCAUAUCAGGAUCUCAAGGAAAGUUAGAUGGAGUGCAGGUGGAGCCAAUGGUAAGCAGAGAAACAAGACCACAACAUCAGGCAGAGAAUGGAUCAUCAGGAGUACAAAAUGGAGAAAUAAGCAUGGACAAUGGUGAAGACAGUGGAACAAUGAAAGUUCUUUGUGAAGACCAGGGUGAUGAUGAGCCCCCACCCUUACCUCCUAAGUUAAACAGGAAUUCUCAUUACCAAGUGCCACAGCCUAGCAUGAAACCAGUUCCACCUCCAAAGCCAGUACAUCUGAAGCUGUCAAGAGUUGUAAGUGCACAAGAGGGGGGCCAACGAUCGUCUCAACCAAAGCCAAGAAAAUACUCUGAUAUAGAAGUGCCUAGCAGCAGAGUCCCUCCACCAAGUAUUCCCCCACCGAAACCCCCAGUCGGAGCCAGAGUAUCAGACCCAGGAAGACUCUCUUCUGGCAAGAAAACUUCUAUUACAACAUGUUUUUCCAAGAUCUUUAAUGAGUGUCCACUUCAUAUCUAUUGUACUGGGCUUUGGGUAAAUCCUAGCACAGGAGAGAGACACAUCAUUGUUGGAGCAGAGGAAGGUGUUUAUUCUCUGAACUUCAGUGAACAAUUACAUGAAGCAGAAAUGGAACAGAUUUGUGCUAAGAGAUGUACGUGGCUGUCAGUUUUCCAAAACGUGAUGGUGUCACUUCAAGGAUCUCCCAGUUGUGUGUACAUGCACAGCCUGCAAACACUGCACGAUAGGCAGCAAGCUUUCUUUGCCACAGUCACAAGGAAUAACAGAAUUUCCGAAACAAGAGGUUGUUCCAAGUGCUGUAUUGUAAAUAACCCGUACAACAGUCAGGUGUACCUCUGUGUAGCGGUGCAGAAGAGUGUCUUUCUCUACCAGUGGUAUGAGCCGUGGGGAAGGUUCAUGAAAGUGCAGUACUAUGAUGUGGAUAUUCCGUCACCCCCGCCACUGUUUGAACCGCUUGUGAAACAAGACCUGGAAUACCCCAUGAUAUGUGUUGGAGUGAGAGAACUGGCCGAUGGUAGCCUUCAUUUUGAAUGCGUGAAUUUGAAUUCCUUAUCAAAUUGGUUCACAGAACUACCUGAAGGGAAAAAAAUUGAAGUGGAUAGUGUGGACCACUUGGAAAAAGAUACAGUUCUUGUUUCAUUCAACAAAAUAGUCAAGUUUGUCAAUCUGGAAGGCAAAACGAAACAGUUCAGAAGACAAUUGUCAGAAAUACAUUUUGAUAUCAAGCCAGAAUCUGUGGUCUGUUUACAAGGUAGCGUUCUAGCGUUUCAUGAGCAUGGGUUGCAGGGAAGAAGUCUUCACAGUGGAAAGAUUAAUGUCGAGAUGAACGAUCCCCGACGCACGUUUAGACUGCUGGGAUGCGAGAGCAUUGCAGUUGUUGAGAGUAAACCUUCCGACAACCCUAAUGCACCGUGCAAUCUGUACAUACUGGCCAGCAACCGCAACCAACAGAAGUAGUCUUCCCCGAAGGAAGAGGCUCAAACAUGCGGUGUCUACCCCUGAGGGAGGCAAAUCACCUUCAGAGCGCGGAGCAUGCAGUUCGUGUUUAAUUACCCCAAUCUAGAUUUCACGUUAAACUUUUUAGAAUUCAUUUACGUCGCAAGCAAUUUUUAUUACGGGUUCGCCAAUAGUUAUGUUUUUUCGUGGCGUAUGUAGAGACAAAAAACCUCGAGGCAUUAUUUAAUUAUUAAUGAACUGAAAACUCUAAGAGGAUUUUAGACGAACCCGCGAAACAUGAGAGUGGUUGAGAAAUUAUGAGUUGUUGUAUUGUACCUUCUAAAAAUCGCGCCCAACUUAAGAGUUUGAAAUUAGCAUUGAAAAAACACCGAAAAACCAUGAAGAGUUCCUCAGAGACUCAGUAUAGAGACUAUUUACAAAAAAUACAAUUUUUUCUAUUUUUUUAAUGUUGUUUUAAGCGAAACGAUUGUAUUUGUUAUCGUAAAAUAUUUAGAUGCACACUACAAAAGUCAAUGUUUUUACAGUAGGACUUGAUUCCUUUGCAAAGCAUUUUGCUAAACAAGAAGGAAAACUUCGCAUCUGAUUAGUAGUUUUGUAUCAAAGAAAACAUUUUUAUCUUAAAACCUAUCGCUGAGUACUUAUCACGCCAUGUUAGUAAAUUCUGUUGCAAACAAUCUACGUUAUUGUUAAGCUGUUGUUGUAUUCUCUCAAAUAUACAUUUUUUCAACAGUGUAGAGCGCUCUUCGAUUGCAUGCCGGGAAGAAGCGAGCGACCAAGUCGCCAUCGGCUUUAGUUUUGAAUCUGAUUGCCUCAGACAGUGGUGCGUGUUUUCUGGACCCGAUGCAGAGCGAAAUAUCGCGAAACCGAAGCAAUUGUGAAUUACACUGGACGCUCGGUCGAAAAUUGCUUCAAGCUGCUCUUAAUUGGACAACCAUCAGAUUACAACAAUAUGAAGCUUCUCAAUCAGAAAGCUAAACGAUAAUUUCAGUUUAUUAUACCAUUAACAAUUUCACAAAGAGGGAUAACAAUUUUUUUCACUUUUUUAAUGAAUGUACAAUUGUAAAGAAUACUUUCUUAGAGAAAAAUGUUCAAUUUCAGAUCAAUGUUUGGAUUAAUUGAUAUCUUUAAUGAUGAUAUUUUUAAUUACAAUACCAAACAUCUGGAAAUGUAAUGGCGUAGUAAUUUGUGCGCUACUCAAUUUCUUUUUUUUUAGCGUUAUGUAAAGAAUUUUAAAGUCACUUUUAGUAUAAUAUCGAUAAAUAUUGCGACUAUAUUUCGAACAAUGACUCAGAGUGGACGUUUUUUCUUCACCAGUAAUUUGUACAUAGCAGUGGAAGGUUAAAUUUAAAGCUAAAAUAAAUACA